UACCAUCAGUUGGUCGUCGUCUGUUCGUGUGGUAGGAAUAUCGACAAUUUUGUCCCGCCAAAACUGUUGAUAUUUUUUUAAAAACUCCGGACACUAUCAGUGUGAUAUUUUUUGUGAUUUUGAACGAGAUAGUGACAGAAGUUGGGCCUGAACAGAAGGGAGAGUUCCAGACAACUCUCCAGCAAUGAUGAAAUAAACGAAGGUAAGCCAACAUGACAGUCGCUGUGUCCUGCCAACCUUUCAGAUUGCCCCUUGACGACUCUACCCAGCUCUUCUCUACUUCCGGGGAGUGGGGGUCUGUAUAGGUAGUGACGGCAUGUAAUGGCCGGCUCCAUGCACACCAGCGACAACCCACCCAGGGAUUGGAAGCAGAGACUCUCGCUACGAGGUCCAAGGCGGUCUGUUAUAGAGGAGGAGCUGGCGGCCGCGACGGGGAAGCCCCGGUUUACGCGUCGCAGUCUCAGCCUUCGGCAACAUGGUCGGGCCGGUUUCGCGGGCGCCAUCAGGAGUCGGCAGGCGAGCCUGGAGCUGUCCAGCUCUCCAGCGCGGUCUGCCCUGCUGCCGGAGGUUCACACACCGCCGCCUGUACCCCGCAAGUCCAACUGGGAAGUCAUCGAACACUUCUCGUCUUCGUCUGGCUCGCUGACCCGUGGAAGUAAACCUGCGCAGUCGGCUACCCUCAUUGCGGUUGGUGUGUCCCGGGGUGCGAGCAUCAAGGAGGAGGAAGAGGAGGAAGCUGGCGGUGAUGUGGGUGAGGGGGGCAUGGAGGGAAGGGACCGGGCAGACGCCACGGACGCGGAGUCCAUCCUGCUGAUGACGUCACGGCCCAGCAGCGGAGCCAGUGCCACCUGGUGGCAUAUCCGGCGCCUGUUGCACCACCUGUGCAAGUCACACCGCUUCAAGAACCCGCAGGUGGAAAUGCUGUACCAGCGGUACUUCCUCCGCAUGAACCAGAGCAACAUGACGCACCUGCUCGUCCUGUUGCUCGCCCUGUGCUCGGUGCUUGGUCUCCUGCAGCUCAGCGCCGUGCUCUUAUCCAGCUCGUGGGGUGGCCGGGAGCCUGGGCUCAUCGCCGUGGGCAUGACUCUCACGUGCUGCGUCGCCGUGUACGCUGGGCUGGUGGCCAUACUUUCUCGUCCCGCACUGAAUGAGCUCUACUUGCUGGGCGUCUCUUACGUCGUGCUGGCCACGUUCCUGGCUCUAGAGGUGACCCUCGCCACGUCCACGCACCCCCGCGCUCCUUCCACGGGAGUCGGGGCCGCCAUGUUCUUCAUCUACCUCACGUACUCGCUGCUGCCAAUCCGCCUUCUGGAGGCAGUGGGGGCGGGCAUCGUGCUCUCGGCCGCGCAGCUGGCCUGCGUGCUAUAUCUGCACCACGAGGAUGCCGUCUGGAGGCAGGUGCUGGCGAACAUGGUACUGCUGACGAGCACCAAUAUCGCGGGUGUAUUCACGCACUACCCCAGCGAACUGGCGCAGAGACAGGCGUUCUUGGAAACGCGCCAGUGCGUGGAGGCUCGCCUCACCACCCAGCGGGAGAACCAGCAGCAGGAGCGCCUCCUUCUGUCUGUGCUCCCGCGUCACGUGGCCAUGGAGAUGAAGGCUGACAUUGCUGGUAAGCCGAAAGACACCAUGUUCCACAAGAUCUACAUCCAGCGCCACGAAAACGUCAGCAUCCUGUUUGCUGAUAUAUGCGGCUUCACAAGUCUGUCAGACCAGUGCACAGCUGAGGAGUUGGUACGCCUGCUCAACGAGCUCUUUGCCAGAUUUGAUCGCCUGGCUGCUGAGCACCACUGCCUUCGCAUUAAGUUGCUAGGAGACUGCUAUUACUGUGUCUCAGGGCUUCCUGAAGCCAGACCUGAUCAUGCGCAGUGCUGUGUAGAAAUGGGACUCGAUAUGAUCGACGCUAUAGCGCUGGUGCGUGAUGUUAUGGGCGUGAACGUGAACAUGAGGGUCGGUAUUCACACUGGCCGUGUGCACUGUGGUGUUCUGGGCCUUCGAAAAUGGCAAUUUGAUGUGUGGAGUAACGAUGUGACACUUGCAAACUACAUGGAGAGUGGGGGAAUCCCAGGACGAGUUCAUAUCACAAAGGAGACACUGCGGUACCUUGAUGGUGACUAUGCCGUGGAGCCAGGUCAUGGUGGCGAGCGGAACGCAUACCUGCGUGACCACAACAUCGAGACGUUCCUCAUUGUCCCAGCUGACACAUACCGUACAACCAAGCGUCCAGUCAACAAUUUCUCAAUGAAUGGAAGCAUCUCGAAGGAGCUGCGGGUCAUGGGCCACAGUUCACAGCAUGGCAAGCAUAGCAAAGUGGGGUUUGGGGAGAGUCUGGAGGAAAAAGACCCUGAGGAUGAGGUGAACGAAUACCUGAUGCGAGCCAUUGAUGCACGUAGCAUCGACCGUCUGAGGGCUGAGCACUGCAAGGCGUUCCUGCUGACCUUCCGGAGACCUGACAUCGAGGAGAAAUACUCAAAGGAACGUGACCGUAUGCUGUCAACAUACUUCUGCUGCUCCUUUUUCAUCUUCUUGUCCAUUGUCAUUGUACAACUGGCUGUCAUACCACACUCUCCCCUGAUGUUUGGCUGUUUUCUGGUUGGUGGAUGUGUCAUCACUCUGAUCAAUAUGGUGGUUCUCGUCGAGAAUAGCCGGAUAGUGCCUGCAGCCCUGCACUGGAUGUGCCAAAACCGGGCCAUGGCGCAGAUGCUAGCCGCUGCUGUACUGCUUGUUGCAUAUGCUGUCACACUGUCUCCAUUGUUUGCGCUUCAGUCAGAGCUGUGUCCAGUGAAGGUACUGCAGCAGCCCACUGUGCUGUCAAACUUGACUUUCACUGAAUGGCAACUGGAGCCACAACUGACAGAGGCUGCAGUGCCCUCCCCAUGCCCCCCACCUGUCACCGACCACAAUGAUUACAUGGACUACUUCACAUACUGCGUGAUGCUCGUAAUGAUCAUGUGCGCAGUUUACCAAAUCCUAAUUAGCCUCGCCAAGUUGGUCAUCCUGUCAUGCAUUGGUGCUGGCUACCUAGCACUCAUCAUGUUCCAUGCAGGGAACAGGAACGAGGUGCUGUGGUACCGCUACCUAACAGUGGUUGUUCUUCUCAGCUUUGUGGUGGCCCUUGUUAUUCACGGCCAGCAGACAGAGGCCACCUAUCGGCUAGACUUCCUAUGGAAGCUCCAGGCUACAGAAGAGAAAGAGGAUAUGGAGCAUCUACAGGCGUACAACCACAAGCUCCUGGCCAACAUACUUCCUGUCCAUGUGGCAGAGCACUUCCUGUGCAGUGACAAGCAUGCGGAUGUAAGUGUUGCUGCCUCCAUAUCUGACGAACUGUACCACGAGCAGUGUGAGUGUGUGUGCAUCAUGUUUGCUUCCAUCCCAAACUUCUCCGAGUUCUAUGUUGAGCUGGAAGGGAAUAAUGAGGGAGUGGAAUGCCUCAGACUACUUAAUGAGAUCAUCGCAGACUUUGACGAGUUACUUGCUGAACGUCGUUUCCGCUACAUCGAGAAGAUCAAGUCUACAGGUGCCACCUACAUGGCUGCCUCAGGCCUCACAAAGAGCACAUGUGACAUGCGAGGGUUCCAUCAUGUGACAGCAAUGGCAGACUAUGCACUGAGGAUACGAGAACAGCUCUCCUAUGUCAACGAGCAUUCUUUCAAUAACUUCAGAAUCCGGAUAGGGAUCAAUAUUGGACCAGUGGUGGCCGGUGUGAUUGGCGCUCGGAAACCUCAGUACGACAUCUGGGGAAAUGCGGUGAACGUGGCUAGUCGGAUGGACUCCACAGGAGUACUGGACCAGAUUCAGGUUACUCAAGAGAUGUACCAGAUCCUUCAUGCCAAAGGCUACCCUCUCACCUGUCGGGGUACCAUAAAGGUGAAGGGGAAGGGUGAUAUGGUGACAUACUUCCUGAAUGGAUACUCCAACACUGCUGCUACCCCGUCGAGUGCAGGCACUCCUAGUCAAGAGCCGAGCUAGAUGCGUGGGCAUGUUGGUACCAAGCUUUAGGGUUCUGAAGGCUCUCUGCAGUAGACCCAGUAUUAACAUCAUGCCAUUGGAGACCUCUGUCUUAGAGGUGGGAAAACACUCUGCCAUUCAGAGAAGGGUCAUGAAAUUCUUGUACGAAAGUGAUAAAUUCUGACAUGGUGACUGCACAGAAUGUUUUAGGUUAACAUGCAGCUGAACACCAAUGACACAUGAUAAACUUGUAGUAUGAAUAAUAUGCACACUUAAAAUGCCUGAUCCUUCAUAACCCUAAAAUUUAGCCUGCCAUAGUGAGUCUACAGAACUGCUAACUGAAGCAUCAAGAAGGUGGCAGAUGGCUGUACCACAUGCCUCGAAUGAAAUGAAAAUGUGUGCCAAAUCCCCCCUCCAUUCAUAUUGUAGAGCUGUAGCUGUCAUCUUUCAACAGGGUAUGUAGUAAAGUUGUGUUUGUAUAUGUGUGUGCGUGCCUGAGGAAGGACAGAGUAUCCCUGGGCCCUUGUGUUUGUGUGUAUGUCUGAAAUAAAAAGGCCAAACUAUCCCUGGAACAUUCUUUCUCUUUCCAUUCUCAUCUGCUGCACUGUGAUUUAUCUUACAAGGUUUUUCCUUUUAGAAACUUCUUAUUUUCAGAAUUGAGGCCAUAAUGCCCUAUCUCGGACUGUGGGAUAUGUUUCUCAGUUUUGGUUCCAGUUCCUUCUAGGCCAGGUUUGUUUUGUGUGUGACUUGCAUCAUCUCAUUGUCUCAGGGGAUUACGUCGUGGAUCCAGUUGUCUAAGGAGUUCUAGGAACAACCAACAAAAUAUGGAUCCUUACAAAAAUAAAUGAAAGCAAAAUCAAAGCAAUGCAUAGGAGUCGGUAUAGUGACAGGCUACAGGCUGGAUUCCUGCGGUUCAAAUCCCAGCAGGGGCAAGAUUUUUCUCUACCCCACAGCGUCCGGACACACACUGGGGCCCACUCAGCCUCUUUACCAAAUGGAUAUUAGUUGCUGUUUCCCUGGAGGUAAAGUGACUGGGGCGUGAAGCUGACCUCUCACCUCCAUCUAGUGAUAAAGUAAAGAGUGGUGGAGCUAUAUGUCCACUCCCCCCAUGUCUUCAUGACAUAGUGCUUUAUUAAUAAGUAAAAGACAAGAAGGUAUUGAAUUAGUAAUGAAAUGACUGGAGAAGUUGGCAUUCAGAAUUUGUUUAGAGAUAACAAAGAGACUAUUACAAAGAACAGGUGGGACAAGGAUACCAAGAAGAGCAUUAGGAAUAGAAUAUAAAGGAAAGAGACCUGUUGGAUGACCCAAAACAACACAGCUCAGUCAUGUGUUGAAAGACAUCAAGAAGGAUGGAACCAGGUGGCAAGAAGCAAGAAAUAAAUGUUGUGGGAAGAGGAAAUAGACUGCACACUUUUCAUCUGUUGGCCUACAUAAAAUGAAAACAAUGCUAGGAGAAGAAGUUCUGAUAUAUUUUAUUGUAUAUUAAAUGUUUCUGCAAAAUUAAUGUUCAAAAUCAAACUUGAGAUUGAGCUAAGAAUUUUGAAGACUUCAUACCAAUUUAAGGGAAUCUGUUGGAGUAAAAACAAACUACUCCCACAGCUAGCUAAUGUUUAUGAAUGGUUACUGCCUGUGAAAACAUGCUGUAUAUUGGAAAAGCCUCGUAAGAUAAACAAAAUUAAAUAAGAUGUAAUAUCAGGAGCUUCUAAGGUGCUUGUGAGUUGGUGAGUGCUCAGGGUUCUCAGGGCUUUCUCCCUUGUGAAAGACUGUUGUAUGUUGGUCCAUCUCCCCAUGUAUGUUAGUUACUCAUGAGCGGUGCAGUUAAUUGUGUUGCCUGCAGUGAUGCUACAUUUGUGUAGUUUUAUUUGUUUGUUGGUCUUUGUAUGUCUAUAUGAUAAACAGCUUCUCUAGACAUCUAUGUCAAGUAGAAACUGGAAAUGUGACACAGUCUUCAGAAAUAUAUACUCACUUUUAUUCUUUUAGGACACAAAGCCUGAAUGUACUUCUGUCUGCUCACUGUGUCCUCUAGACCAGUGUUUCUUGACCCCUGGGUCACGACCCAAUACCGGGCCCUUGUCUUAUAAAAAAAUUUACUGGGCCAUGGUCUCACAGAGGUUGAGAUACACAGCUCUGGACCAACCCCAAAUAUAUUUACUUCUAGUUUGUUGCUUUUUUUUUUCCCCCCUCUCCACUGAUGCUCUAUAUGCUCAUGUUAUGUGUUCCUUGAACAUUUCAAUCUUCAGGCUUUUGCAGAGAAUAUAAGCUGAAGAAGCAGUGAACCCCCUUUCCUAGGCAAAAUUGAAAGAAUGAAAAAAAGAAAUAGUAAAGCAUUAAACACUGACAAAAAUUGCAGCCCUCAGAAAAUAUGUUUAAAAAAUCUAUCUCAGUAACAGGCCAUAGAGGCCCAUAGUGCUGUGAGACAUCAAGGCACCCACAUUUUUCUAGAAAGUUGGCUCACAGAUGGCAGUGAAGUUGUCAGCCUUACACACCAGCCACCCUUUGGCCCUAGGAACAUUCCUAGUGAGUUCUGUUAGAGACUGAGUUGACCCCAGGAUCAUAGUGCAGCUGGAAGGAUUAGAUCACUUAAAAUAUCCAGUGCCCUUAUUGGGAGUCAAAAUGUUGUAACUUAUUUAUGAAAGAAUAUUCCUUCUUGUGCUUGUGGUAUAUCAACAACGAAUUAUGAUUAUGAAAAAUAUUGAAUGAGUGCUAUCUUUUGGAAUAUGACACCAUGUAGUCUGGUAGGAGUUCACUAACAUUUCCAAAGAGUAGAUGGUUAUUCUCUGGCCCUUGAAAUAGAAGCGGUAUAUUCUUCCGAAAUUUCUACCAGACUACACGGCGUGACAUCUUCACUCUUCACAUUUACUGCUGUGGUUACCUCAAAUCUCAAACAUAGGCUCUGCAUUAGCCUAGAACUGCCAUGAGACCCUGAAAUCAUCUAAAAUGGAGAAUGUUUUCUACAGGAAUAUAAAAUAGCAAUAACUGUCUCAUAUUUACAAAAAAAAAA
This is a messenger RNA of Cryptotermes secundus, 6949 nucleotides long. RefSeq names its product adenylate cyclase type 5. Gene Ontology annotation, biological process: adenylate cyclase-inhibiting G protein-coupled receptor signaling pathway; cAMP biosynthetic process; adenylate cyclase-activating G protein-coupled receptor signaling pathway. Gene Ontology annotation, cellular component: plasma membrane. The coding region runs from base 322 to 3969 and encodes 1215 amino acids. NCBI's taxonomy places the organism in Eukaryota, Metazoa, Arthropoda, Insecta, Blattodea, Kalotermitidae. The record is from RefSeq and is a predicted model, not a curated record. The transcript has 25 exons. Gene Ontology annotation, molecular function: adenylate cyclase activity.